AAUCUGUCGUCACUUUCAUCGUCAACGCGAAUCAGUCACCGAAGACAGAAGAGAGAUGAGGUUGUUCGAUCCGUGGCCAGUGUUCUUCAAGAGGGAGUGGAAACGUUGCUGGCCGUUUCUCACCGGAUUCGCCGUUACCGGCGUCCUCAUCACCAAGCUCACGGCUGGAUUCACCGAGGAAGACACCAAGAACUCCAAGUUCGUCCAACAACACAGGCGGUAA
Brassica oleracea var. oleracea is the source of this 223-nucleotide messenger RNA. RefSeq lists its product as uncharacterized. The transcript has 2 exons. The record is from RefSeq and is a predicted model, not a curated record. The coding region runs from base 56 to 223 and encodes 55 amino acids. NCBI's taxonomy places the organism in Eukaryota, Viridiplantae, Streptophyta, Magnoliopsida, Brassicales, Brassicaceae.